CUUCCGGUGGGGCCGUCUCUAGAGCAGAGAUGGCGGCGACAGCGGCCGAAGAUGCGGCCUCUGGCUCUGGAGAGCCCCGGGAAGAGGCGGAAGCUCCGGGCCCCGCCUGGGAUGAGUCACAGCUACGAAGUUACAGCUUUCCGACCCGGCCCAUCCCACGUCUGAGCCAGAGUGACCCUCGGGCGGAAGAGCUCAUCGAAAAUGAGGAGCCUGUGGUGCUGACCGACACAAACCUUGUGUAUCCUGCUUUGAAGUGGGACCUAGAAUACCUGCAAGAGAAUAUUGGCAACGGAGAUUUCUCGGUGUACAGUGCCAGCACCCAUAAGUUCUUAUACUAUGAUGAAAAGAAGAUGGCUAACUUCCAGAACUUUAAGCCGAGGUCCAACAGGGAGGAAAUUAAAUUUCAUGAGUUUGUUGAGAAACUGCAGGACAUACAGCAGCGUGGGGGAGAAGAGCGGUUGUAUCUGCAGCAAACGCUCAAUGACACCGUGGGGAGGAAGAUUGUCAUGGACUUCUUGGGUUUUAACUGGAACUGGAUUAAUAAGCAACAGGGAAAACGUGGCUGGGGGCAACUGACCUCUAACCUGCUGCUCAUUGGCAUGGAAGGAAAUGUGACGCCUGCUCACUAUGAUGAGCAACAGAACUUCUUUGCCCAGAUAAAAGGCCACAAGCGUUGCAUCUUAUUCCCUCCAGAUCAGUUUGAGUGCCUCUAUCCAUACCCUGUCCAUCAUCCCUGUGACAGGCAGAGCCAGGUGGACUUUGACAAUCCUGACUACGAGAGUUUCCCCAAUUUCCGGAAUGUGGUUGGUUAUGAAACAGUGGUGGGCCCUGGUGAUGUUCUGUACAUCCCAAUGUACUGGUGGCACCACAUAGAGUCAUUACUAAAUGGGGGAAUUACCAUCACUGUGAACUUCUGGUAUAAGGGGGCUCCUACCCCUAAGAGAAUUGAAUAUCCUCUCAAAGCUCAUCAGAAAGUAGCCAUCAUGAGAAACAUCGAGAAGAUGCUUGGAGAGGCCUUGGGGAAUCCACAGGAGGUGGGGCCUUUGUUGAACACCAUGAUUAAAGGCCGUUACAACUAACCUGCAGAGGUCAAGGCCUCCUGCCGGGGGACCGCUAGCUCGUCCACAUGCUUCGUUGAUGAGGACAGGACACUCCAAGCACUAGUAUUGCACGCUGCACUUAAUGGACUGGACUCUUGCCAUGGCCCUGGAGGCAGGUGUCUGGGGCGAGGCAGGGUAGCUGGCUCCACUCCCAUUUGGAAGGAUUUCUCACACUUGCCUCUUGAGCCCCAGAACCUUCCCCUCUUCGCCCCCCCCCCAAAGUCCUGCAUCAGUGUGUGGGGUCCCAGCUUUUGGUUGUCAUCAUGUCUGUGUUAGUCUGUCAACCUCAGGGUGUGUGUGUGUGUGUACAUGUGUUCAUAAGCCUGUGUAUACACACACAUGCAUGUAUCUGUACCUUGUUCCUCUUCCUGGGUCAGGAUAUCACUUCUGGCUCUCAGCUCCUGUCUCCUGAAGCCUCAGUGCCUCAGCCUGAGAGGGGAGAGGCUCCUAUAUCCCUACUACAUUUGGGUGUGGUGCCAGAAUCAAUCUGCUCAUCAGUCUGCCUCUGCCAGUUUUUGUAGCAUAGUCAGGCUGCAGGCCAGUUAGCAAGAGCUGCUGGGUCCCUAAUGGGGACCUUGAGAAGGAGCCUUGUCUUUGGGAGCCUAGAUAGCCUUCUAGUGGAAGAGGAUUAGAUAGGGUUCCGGUUGAGAACUACAAACUCAAGCCAUACAUAGGAGGAAACCUUGGGAACCUAAGAUCGGGAUUGUGCGUAUGUUCCAAAUUACAGACACGCGCAGCUGUUCUCUUUCAGUACCAGCUCUUGCCCCUUUGCUAGGCACUGAGGGAGUUCUCCUAGCUCUGACUUCUUUGGGCUCCAGGGGUAUGAACUUCUGCAUGUGUGUGUACACAUAUGCACACUUGUGUGUGUGUGUGUGUGUGUGUGUGUGUGUGUGUGUGUGUGUGUGUGUUCGUUCACACUUGCCAUCCCUCUUGCUUACCAAGGUUCUCUACUGCUUACUUUGUCCAAUGUGACAGUACAGUGUGAACUCCAGAUACUGCCUGACUUAGCCUCUAGCUUUUGAACUCGGAUUUUAGCCAUCCUUUCUUGGUCAGAUCUCACUGCAGUCUACCUAAAGCUGACUGGCUUGAGCCUCCAAGUCCUCUCUUUCCCUGUCCAGGCCACAUCCCCUGCACCUGCUGAGUUUCCUGGCUGAGUAGAUGAAAUGGGAUCAGACUUAGGCAGCUAACUCAGUACCUUUCAUCCUCCUCAGGGCAAGGGCAAAAGUGUCCUCUUGCCUCUUGGAGCCAGCACCUCUGCCAGACCCAAUAUAACAUCGUAUGACAGCUAGUGUAGGAUGACUGGUGGGGCAUGGAGGUAGAAUUCACUUUUCUGUUGGUAGCUAUUUAUGGGAACCCUCCUCAGGGCUGCAGCUUAUACCUGGGCAGCUCAGUGUUACACAACAGCGUGCCAUCGUUCACAUUUGCUCAGAGGGAAUGGGCCCUGCAGUUUGGCAGAAUGGUGGCCCUAUGUCCACUUACCUCGAGUCCCUUCUCCUUCGUCUUUUUCUCUAAAGUCUAAGUGGGAAGUCUAGCUUUAUUCCCUUCUUUCCCACUUUUUUACUCCCAUCCCCGAGUUUGACCUCCAGUGUCUGAGCUGUGGCUCUUAGCCAUGAAGCUCAGCUUACAGUGCCCCAUGGACUGAGAAGAUACAUGCAUAUGCCUGUGCAUACUUGUGUAUGUAUUUGGGGGAGGGUCUUUAGUCCCCCAUUCUGGGGGCUUUGAUGCAAUGUGGGUGUAUAGACCUGGAACCUUCUCAAGUAUAGCUCUUCAAGUACAGCCAAUGCUAGGCAAUGUGACUGUAGUAAGCAGCUCCAUGGCCUCCAUCGCUUUGGGGAACAAGGAGUGCAGCAGGAGGGCAGGGCAGGGCAGGCUCUUGUUUUCAUUCUCAGCAGGUCUGCCUUCCUGCCUCUGCCCUUAAAGCUGUUGGCAUGUGCAGGAGGGAAUCCUUCAUGGUAUCGUGCCUCAUACAGGUCUGAUCUAGGGUGGCUGGGGGCAAGGAGAGAGAAGGUAAACUUUGGGACUGUGGCAGGAUUGAUGCUGGUAUGAUGUAAUAGCUACCUGAUCUUAGACACCUGGUGUGUGCCUGUGGCCUUUAGCUCUGUCCCCCACAAUCCUGCACGGUAGCGUCUCCCUUCUUAGAUGAAGAAACGGCUCAGAGAGUGGAUGGAGAGUGACAGGUCAGACCUAGUCUGUUUGGCUGGAAAUCCACCCUACCCCUGCUCCUCCUUCAUUUCUUCUGAACCUUUCCUCAGUCUUGUUCCUAGUCAGGGUGCAAGCAGGCUCAGGCAAGAGGGUGUGGAAGGGUGAAAGCCUUUGGAGGCUCCAGCUGGAGACAUGGAAGCUGGAAAGCCAUCUUAACAAGUGGGGGAGGCAAGAAGUGACUGUAGAGGAGUGAGAUCUGCUGGGGAGAGGGGUUCUAUGUACCCUGGAAUGUAGGUCCCAUAGCUCCUCUCAGCAUGCCUCUGCUUCAGAGUUGAAGUCGUUCUAGAUCACGGAUUCAUGUUCCGCUGUGUCUCUUCCUCCUGGAGAUGAGAUGCAUGUUCUUCUCUCACCUAGGUUAAUGCUGUUUAGGCUCCCAUUCUGCUUGAGCAGAGGAAACAUUGCUGCUGCAGUGUUUACCCAUUCUAACCAGCAGCAUGGGAGUUGGAUGUGCCAAGGAAGGUGGAGACUUGGGCUUGUCUAGGGGUCAGCCAUGUUGCAAGAUCCCAUUUUUAUACCAGCACUACAGUGAAAACUACUGUUUUGUGAAGUCAAAUAUUUGCUGGGGGGUUGGAGUUAUGGGGUGGAGGAGGGGCUGUUCUGGGCAUCAGUUGAGCAGAUGCCCAGGAUGCCUGGGGGAGACCAGCUUCCCCUACAAAUCAGAGCUCUAAAUUACAAGGUUUUUACCAACGCGAACAGUUGGGGGAAGUCGUCUGCUCUCAUUUGCGUAAUGGUUUCUGUCACUGGUGAUUAGACACAGGAUGAAGGAAAAGAAAUUUGACAAUUAGGAAUGAGCCAUCAUUAAUCUGAAUCUGUUAGGAGACAGAGUGGGGAAGGAUCCUUACUAGUGGGCCAGCCCAGGAUGGGGAGACACUCCCUAUCUCUGACCCACAGAAUCUUCUGGGCCAAGUACCCUUUUGGAGUUCCCACAAGUGUAGGUGGAGCUUGCAUGCCUUCAUAGGCUAGGAGUCCAAUCCCAGCCUGAGAUGGAUUUAGAAACAGACAUCGUUCUGCAUGAGCCAACAAAGUUAAAGAUAGAUGAGUAAGUGUAUUAAAUACAAGCCCUAGGGCAAAGACUAACAGUAGUGUAGUUUUGAUGUGUGCUUACUGUUAUGGGAAUUAUUUCUGUAAUAGUCAACAUUGUUGGUCUCCCAACUGUGACCAACACUUCCGGUUGUGCAGGACACCUCCUCUUUGACAAACCCUAGGAACGUCUGGGAAUUGGAAAGGAAACCAUCUGAAAGUACAGAGCUGAGAUCUGGGCAAGGUGGGCACUGUUGGAGGAAGAGGAUGGGUUCAGCAUGGGCUCCCGGGAAGAUACUUACCCUUCCAGCCGCUCAGCAGCGUUGACUUACUCUGGAUCAGUACAUCUGUGGCUAUGGGGACAUCGAGGUUCCUGCCUCCAAGACUAGUGACCAGUGACAAGGCUAACUAUUAAUGAGCUGUGGAGAAUCCAGCUUAGAUCUUCCAGUGUCCCUGAUUUACCUCAUCGUUCACUCUCUGUCCCUUCAAAUGCCUAAGACAAUAUUAGUCUGCACCAAGAAGUAGUCCCCAUCCUUUGUAUGUUCCUUAGAUCCCAGGCCCCUCAAGGAUUAAUUAGGAUGGGUUUCUGUCUCCUUUCAUAAUGUGAACUUCUCAAGGAUGGUGCUAUCUCACUCCUUGGUAAGUUCCCUACCUCUGUUGUCUUUCAUCCUUCAAAACUUGGUGCAGAAUUUAGCAAGGGCUACCAGCAGUGACCCUCUGACCAGUUUUGCCUAGAUGGGGUAGGUGUGGGGAUGGAUAGAAGUAGCUCAGGUUCUAUAAAGAGGCCCAGGCCUUUCCUGUUCCUACCUAUUUCUCUUGGUGUCCUCUUAACGCACCUCUAAAUGGGUGUUUGGGCUUUCAGUGACCUCUUUACCAAGGCUAUUCCUCAGAGAAACUCUGGUUACAAGUGCUGGACUGCUUGGCUCUAGGGUCCGUCUCCACAGGGUUCUCCCUGCUCCCUCUUCAUUUCUGACCUCAGGUAGCUAGCUCUGUUGACUUGUCCCUGGUUAGUCUGUGUCCUGUCUACUCUUGCCAUUCCUUUGUCUUUACAUGCUGGUUCAGCUUGUCUCAGUCUGCUGGUCCUUUUCUGCCUGUCCUUCGGUCAGCUCUGUUUAAUUAAAGGUCUAUGGGGUCCUGAGUGGAGGAGCCCAGCUGAGCACUUUGGGGACACUUCUGGAGAAAUAAAGGCUCAGAAACAUGUCCUCAAGGCCCAUGGUCCUGUGAGUGGUGAUGCCUUGGCUAAACUGGGGGGGGGGGGGGGACCUAGAAAGGGAAAGGACUUGGAGAGGAGAGGCUGCUAGGAAGCGGCCAGGCUGGGGACCAGGCUGGAAGGAGUGAACUUGUGCUUCCAUCUGAAUGUGUUCUUGUGCCUUAGGGUCCACCAGUUCAGGGAUGAGGGACAUUUUCUGAAUGUCUCCUAAUUUCUCUCAGGUCUUUGGCUCAGUGUCACCCAGUUUGACAGACCCCUGCGUUCCAGAGGUUGCUAGAAGGGAAGCAGCAUAGUGAGUAGGCUGGUGUCGAGAGUGGAGGCCUCUGUAAGGAGGGCUGCAAUGGUAGGGAUCAUGAGAAAGGGACCCAGUGGUCAGCAUAUCACCGGAUGACACUCCAUUCCUCCAAGAGAAUGAGUACAAGAACUGACUAAAGAAGUCAGUUUAAAACUGCCCGCCCUCCUCACCUAAAGUCCCAUUUUGGGAAGGAAUGUGUGUCCUUUAACUUUCAAGGGGAAACAGUCCAGUGUUUAAAAGCAUGCGUUUUGGGGUCUGGUACACAUUUCUAGCUUGCUACUUACCAGCUGGGUUUGACCUUGGUUGAUUCUUUUAACCGCUCUGAGUCUCAAUUUCUUUUAUUAUAAUAAUGUAUGGGGGUGGGGGUUGAACAUAUCUACCUCAGGGUUGCUGGAUUAACUGAGAUGAUGUCUGUAAAGCUUCAGCACAGUGCCUGGCAAGCACUUAAUAAAUGGCUGUGGUGGUG
Messenger RNA from Onychomys torridus (southern grasshopper mouse), 6293 nucleotides. It is a transcript of the gene Hif1an, whose product is annotated as hypoxia inducible factor 1 subunit alpha inhibitor. The transcript is spliced from 8 exons. The coding region runs from base 30 to 1079 and encodes 349 amino acids. Gene Ontology annotation, biological process: negative regulation of Notch signaling pathway; peptidyl-aspartic acid hydroxylation. Gene Ontology annotation, cellular component: nucleus; cytoplasm. The record is from RefSeq and is a predicted model, not a curated record. Lineage: Eukaryota; Metazoa; Chordata; Mammalia; Rodentia; Cricetidae. Gene Ontology annotation, molecular function: [protein]-asparagine 3-dioxygenase activity; ankyrin repeat binding; peptidyl-histidine dioxygenase activity.